AUGAAGGUGGUGAUUAUCUUUUUUAGUGCCUUGGCCCUGCUCAGUUUAGCAGGUAACACUUCAGCUAAAUUAGUGGGGAGAAAGGCGAGUUGCAAUGAUGCUCUUGUGGGUUGUCCCAGAAUUUAUGACCCCGUGUGUGGGAUGGAUGGAAUUACUUACUCCAGUGAAUGCAACCUGUGCGCUGAAAACAGGGAACGCCGGGUUCCUGUACUCAUUAAAAACUAUGGGCCUUGCUGAAAGUCAAGAUUUUGUUGUUAAGACUACCAUGAUGCUUGGAGAGCCUGUCUGUUGAAUAAACACAUCUGCAUACA
Molecule: messenger RNA, 311 nt
Organism: Phodopus roborovskii (desert hamster)
Lineage: Eukaryota; Metazoa; Chordata; Mammalia; Rodentia; Cricetidae
Gene: Spink1
Product: serine peptidase inhibitor Kazal type 1
Exons: 4
Coding region: 1-237 (78 amino acids)
Molecular function (GO): protein binding
Source: RefSeq, a predicted model, not a curated record